Fundulus heteroclitus (mummichog) is the source of this 1070-nucleotide messenger RNA. RefSeq names its product tumor suppressor 2, mitochondrial calcium regulator b (gene tusc2b). The record is from RefSeq and is a predicted model, not a curated record. Lineage: Eukaryota; Metazoa; Chordata; Actinopteri; Cyprinodontiformes; Fundulidae. The coding region runs from base 264 to 599 and encodes 111 amino acids. Gene Ontology annotation, biological process: regulation of mitochondrial membrane potential; inflammatory response. The transcript has 4 exons. Gene Ontology annotation, cellular component: mitochondrion.
CGCAGAUCGUUGCAGGAAAAGACAAACGAAGAAGCCGCAACAUUAGCACAAACAGCUACUGAGGCUGUUGACGUUAAGAGCUCCUUGGUCGUCGGCUGACAACUCACCGGGACAAAUCCACCAGAGAAACAUUUGCUUCUGCGAACACAACCCUCUUCGUUUCAGGUAUCCCAGCCUGAAGGUCCCACUUACCCCUGUACAAUAACAGUGUAUCACCACUGGUUGCCCUGUGACUCAGGGAAAAUAAUGUGCUGCAGCUGAAGAUGGGGGGUAGUGGCUCCAAAUCCAAAGGAUUUUGGCCUUUCUCUGGCUCAGGCAGUGGGGACGAUGCAGCCAAAGAUGGAAAUGAGCACUCACUGGCAAGAGUACGAAGUUUCCCUGGAGCGACUCCCUUCGUGUUUACCAGACGAAGCUCUUUGUUCUUCGACGAGGAUGGUGACUUGGCCCACGAGUUCUACGAGGAGACAAUUGUGACAAAAAAUGGACGUAAACGAGCCAAGCUGAAAAGGAUUCAGAAAAACUUAACACCUCAGGGAAUUAUAAACCUGGACCACCCAUGCAUCCAUGUAGAUUUCCCCGUUAUCCUCUGCGAAGCCUGACGGUCUCUGAGGGACUCAGACGAGCCACUGUGUCAGCUCCGUCCUGGUUUUCUUCUUGUUUUUUUUUUUUAUUUCCUCCCCCUGCAGAUGGAAGCCAGAAACAACUUUCAAUGAUGUGAUCUCCUAAAUUAUCUGAACCCCCUGCGUGGAAAGGCUGAUGCCUUAUGUGCUGAGCCUCUGCAUGUGACCUGUCUUUGGCUUGUGUGCAGUGAGAACACGGGAUGGACCGCCAGUUGGGGUGGAGAGGAAAAGCUGAAUCCUUUGAUUUUUUUUUUUUUUUUUUUUUUUUUUGAUUUUUUUUAUUGAGAUCCUGAUGUGUGUGCAUGUCAGCGUGAAUGCCUGCAGACAAGGGAUGAAACCUGUAAGGGUCCCAAAUGUUGUUUUCUCUUCUGCUGCAGAUUGUUUUCUUGUACGAUCAGUGAACUCAGUGAGUUUAGAAUAAAAGCAGUACUUGUUAUGAUUUUAUCUAAA